AGUAAACUAACAAGAGAAAACACGUGCACGACAUAUCAUACUUUGACUCUAGCAGGACAUGACCAUGGACUGGCUUUACUUCAUUCUGCUGUUUCUUAUAUUUCGUCUUUGUUUAUUGGUUGAAGGACAAAACUGUUUCGGAGGUAUUGAGUCCUACGAAAAGAGCACGAACCUCGCAUUUGCCAGUCAUGUCCGAUCGAACACAAUACUGGAACGCCAAGGCCAGUCUCUCACUAGAGACUGUAUCAACUUAUGUAAACAAGAAGCCCAGUGUUAUUCGUUUGCUUUGGAUUAUCCUGAGUUUCGGUGUUUCUCCUACAGUGUAAAUUCUAUCGGACGGAGAGAUCUACUUGUGGAUCAACCAAGGACUAAUUUCUUUGAAAAGAUAUGCAUCCGCGGAGUGGACAGGUCAACCUAUGACAGUCUUUGUGGAGAUCAACUCUGGACUUUUGAGAGAGUCAAAGAAGCUUUCCUGGACGGUUAUGUAGACCGUGAAGUUAGAAAUGUUCAGAAUAAAGAAGAAUGUGAAAAACUGUGCCUAAUGGAAAUGUCUUUUACUUGCCGUUCGGCUGACUACGAUGAAAUUCAGCGCUUAUGCCGAAUGAGCAGGGAAGAUCGACGAUCACAGCCGCAGGCUUUCCGACAAGUACCCGGAAGUAGCCGAGACUAUAUUGAGAAUCUAUGCAUCAGUUCAACCCCGACAACUUGUAAGUAUCAACAACGUCCAGAUCGGUCAGUGAUAUCCACGGAUUUUCUCAACUGA
Messenger RNA from Limulus polyphemus (Atlantic horseshoe crab), 763 nucleotides. Its product is annotated as protein let-653-like. Lineage: Eukaryota; Metazoa; Arthropoda; Merostomata; Xiphosura; Limulidae. The transcript is spliced from 5 exons. The record is from RefSeq and is a predicted model, not a curated record. Bases 59 to 763 code for a protein of 234 amino acids.